GAAACACGAGUUGACUGCACCGUGCUAAUCUUAUCACACCGGGCAACAACAUGAAGUGUCUCUUACCUUCCUGAUUAACGAACCGCGACCAAAAAUGUUCACCACAGAUUUUUGACGUGGAGCGUUGAAUCUGUCUAGAAGAUGAUUCUCUAGCGUAAUCGGACAGUAUUAAUCGUUCAUUGCUCAGUAUUUUUUUAACCCGCAUUUAUCCUAUUUUUUCUACGAUGGCCGCUAUUUUACUACUCCUCUCUUUUUUCUUCUUUUCUUGUGUUUAUUCUCAACACGACGUUCGUCCCCGGAUUUACGAGCACCCCGACAGCGGUAUCCGCUUCCAGGAGUCCGCGGGGGGCCGUCCCGGGAAUCUGUUCACGCUGGAUCAGUAUAACCGGAUCUAUCGGCUGAGCGGUGACAGCGAAGGACAGGGCUUCCGCACCAGCGUAUCCCCCGCGUCGACGACCACGCAGGACGCGGCGCCGCUGCGUAGUCAGUUGCUGCUGGUUAGUGGGAAUGAGACGGAGACGGUGCUGGCCUGCAGUGAUGGAAGCGCGUGUGGCCUGGCUAACGGGGAGAACUGGAGCUGGAGCCCGCUGGAUCGCACGAUGGGAUCGAACAAUUUUUCCCAGAAGCAGCAGGUCCUGGGCGUCGUCUUCGGCGGCUUCUACUACAUCGCCGCCGAGGACAGCGGCACCGAAUCCUCCCUCCCGGUCCUCAGCGUCCGCGAACUGAAGAACGGCCAGUUCCAGUACCGGAAAAAGAUGGCCGGCAACGUGGAGGCCAAGAUCUUCGUCAACCAGGCCUUCCGCAACAAACGCCCCUGGAAGCUCCGCCCCGUCUUCCUCACCGUGCGCCCCGCCGGCAGCCCCUUCGGCUACCUCAUCACGGUGCAGACAUCGGCGCGGCCCGGCGGCAGCUUCGAGUCGCGCAUCGGCCGCUUCUGCGCCGAGGACCGCUCCCUCAUGUCCUACAUGGAGACGGGCAUCCAGUGUACGGGCCGCGCGCCCGGGGCGUAUACCAUCGCCACGGCGGGGAGUGUGCUGACGCGCAAUAACAAGACGCAGCUGGCGGUGGUGUUCGGGAAGAACCAGCCGGGGACGUGGGAGACGGCGCGCAAUAUGGACACGGCGGUGUGUGUCUUCUCCCUGGAGGAGCUGGACCGGCGGUUUGAUGAGGAGUUCGGCAAGUGUCAGGCGUACAUGUACAAGAGCUCCGAUCCCGUGGAGAAGCAGAUGAGUAAGCUGCCCUGGAUUGCCGGGUUGGGACCGCGGGGGCUGCCCAAGAUGUGCAGCACGAGUCGGGACAAACAGUGCACGCAGAUAUCCAUCAAGAACGACUUCAUCGACGUCAAGGGCACUGUGGACGGGAAGGCCUGUGUGGAGACGUGGGACAUGCGGGCGCUGCAGCUGGUCAGUGUCGAUCUGCCGGCGGCCAACGGCGCUUUACAGGAAUCGUUGGCGGCGAUGUACGUUGAUAAUACGGCGCUGCGUCUAACCGAAUUGACACUGUCGGAUGGUAUUUGUCAUGCCGAGCCGCUGUCCCUCGUCCCCACGCAAGUACCAGCCCGGCAGCGCAACCAACCGCCGGCGUUUGUGCCGUCGCAGCUGACCAAUGAGGGCCGCGCGUACGUUGUCCUGGCGGAGAACAAGAUCCAAUCGUUCCCGGUGGGCUGCGGCAUGCACGCCACCUGCAGUCAGUGCAUGCUGGCCAGUAAGCGGAUGGGUUGUGGAUGGUGCGAGACGGGGUAUUGCAGCACCACGGAGAAAUGCGACGCGGCGUUUUAUACCGAUCGCUGCAUUCCGGUUGUUGAGGAGUUUUCCCCGCAAAACGGCAGCUUUGCCGGCGGCACGGAAGUGACCAUUAAGGGCCGCCUCUUCGGCUCGCGCAACGCCAAGGUCAGCGUGCUAAUCGCCGGAGCGGCGUGCCCAGUUAUCAGCCGGACCAACGACACCGUAAUUACGUGUAAAACGUCGACAUCAUCGGCGCACGGCCCCGUAGAGGUCACCGUCACCGACCGGAAAGCCUCCAACCCCGAUCUGAAGUUCGACAUUCUGGGCAAACACCAUCUGGCCUCGCCGGUCUUCCGUUAUCUGGCGCCGAAAAUCGACAGCAUCGCGCCGGCCUUCGGUCCCAAGACCGGCAACACCCGUCUGACCGUUACCGGCCGCGACCUGCGCAUCGGCAACCAGCAGGAGAUCCUGGUGGCCGGCAUUGCCUGCCGCGUGAUAUCGGCGACCGGCGACACCGUCAUUUGUGACACCGGCGCCUCGGAGAACUCCCAGAAAGGCGGCGUGGCGUUGGUAAUUGAUGGAAACAAGGUGGAGUCCACCGGGGAGGCGGUUAGCUUCGAGUAUCGCGAUGAACCGGAGAUUCGCCAGCCGGCGGCCAAACUGAAGAUGACGCUCAGCGGGAGCAACAUAUUCGUCUUCCACGGCAGCAAUCUGGACGCGUUCAGCGCCCCGCCGGUGCUGGUGCUAACCGGUUCAACGGCCGCCGGCGCCAUGUUCCAGUUCAACAGGACGUGCCUGCCGGUGCAGCAGGCCGACGUGCUGCAGUGCCCAGCGGUGUCCCUGCGCGAGCAGGCCGACGAUCUGGGCGGGAUUAAGGACGUCAGCGUCCGUCUGGCCGGACCGGAAGUGGUCGGGGACGUGGCGCAACCGUUCCCGGUGGAGGUCUUCCCGGACCCGGAAGUGGACAUGUGGAACGAGGAGAAGACGCCCGAGUUCACCGAGCGCCAGGGCGUCCAGCAGUACAUCAUCAAACUCACUGGAAAACGGCUGGAUACCGUCCUGGCACCGGGCGAAUACCACAUUGUGGUGGACCGCGAACCGUGUAACGUGACGAAACUAGAGGAAAACAACCUGGAGUGCCGCGUGAAAUACAGCCCGGAUCUGGACCAGGGCGAGGCCCUCCUGCUCUGGUUGGCCGUGGGCACCGCCGCCCCGCGCCGCUUCGGCGAACUGAAGCUGCCGCCGCCGAGCGCCCUGCCGACGACGAGCCACGAGGAGUACGGGAAGAGCAACCGCGACGUGACCAUCGCGCUGGCCGUCAUCGGCGGCGCCCUGACCCUCGCCGUCUUCGUCGCCAUCGGGGUCAUGGUGCGCCGCGCCCGCCGCAAGGCCAACGACACCCCGCCCUACUCCCCCACCUGGCGCGAUAUGGAGUCCGCCGAGACCCUCCUCACCAAUGACCUCCAGAAUAAUUUGUUGUACGGCCGCGGGCGACCGGAAGUCCCGCUGACACGGGAGUUUAUCGAGAGCUUCCGCAAGGACCGUUUGAUUAUCGACCCCGCCUACCUGGAGUACGGCCGGGAAUUGGGAGCGGGCAGCUUCGGGACGGUGUACGAAGGACUCUUGCGCUCGGAGAUCGGCGAGCCGGCAGCCGACGCCCGGCGGGUGGCCAUCAAGACCAUCCAAGAUCUGCCGACGCCCAGCAGUCUGAAGGAGUUCUUAAAAGAGGGCCUGGUGAUGAAGGAUCUGCGGCACAAGAACGUCAUGAUCCUCUACGGCAUCUGCGUCAGCUCGCCGGACGGGACGCUGACCAGUCCGGGCCUGGUCAUGCCCUUCAUGAGCAACGGCGAUCUCCACACCUACAUCCGCAAAAAUGAAGUGGUGUUGAAGGACAUUCUGGGCUUCUCGGUGCAGAUCGCCGAAGGCAUGGCCUACCUGUCCAGCCAGAAGAUCGUCCACCGUGACCUGGCCGCGCGCAACUGCAUGUUGGAUGACGAGCUGAACGUGCGCAUCGCGGACUUCGGGCAUUCGCGCGACCUGUACGAGUCCAACCUGUAUUUCAACCCCCAAUCGCAGACGCCCCUGCCCUACCGCUGGAUCGCGCCGGAAUGCAUCCACAGCGCCUACUCCACCAAAUCCGACGUGUGGAGCUUCGGCGUGGUGGUGUGGGAGCUGUUCCAGAAGGGCGAACGGCCCUACGGCGAGCUGGACGCCAUGGCGCUGCUGGAGUCCCUCGGCAAGGGCUUCCGUCUGCGACACCCGCUCAACUGUCCCGAAGCAGUGUACAACCUGAUGCAGCAGUGCUGGAGUCAGGUGCCGGACAGCCGGCCGGACUUCCAGAGCCUGUGCGUCAAUCUGCGCGCCAUCCAGAACGCCCUGCAGCUGAACGGCAGUGCGCCGCGCUACGAGAACGUCUACUCCUUGUCGCCCAAGAACGAUCCCGACGACAGCGACGGGGAGGACACGCCGGCGGACACCAACUACCUGAACGGAGGUUAUUUCGCCGCUCAGCAAAACUGAGCAGGCGCUACCAUUAAACGGCCGGGCGGAGCAAUAAAUAUCGGCCGUGGCGUAUUUUUUUCUCUUCCAUUGAUCUUACACAGCGGAUUCCGCCGACACGGGCGCUGGAUUUUUUUUUUUGGACGCGCACCGCGAUUUUCCAUAGCGGCAGUCGUGGGCGCCAUUUUUCUUGCGGGGAUGUUGAUGGUAUAUGUAUUUCGUUGGGUUGUUGUGUUGGCGGUGUAUAGAAGAACCGAGAUUAUUUUGUUAUUUCUUUUUCCUGGAUUUUUUCGAUAUAUUUUGUUGAGUGUACGCCAUUGCUUGAGACAAGUUUAGGCUGUCAUAUUGUACAGCGUAUUUUACUUUAUUUUUUUUGCCGUUGAGAUUUGUUACUUUAUCCUUCCCAUGGAAAUUUACGGUAAUCAAAAAUUUGUACAAAAAAUUCCCUAACCGAGUAGAGCUUCAGUAGAAUAUAUGCGCUUAGCACGAUGACGAAGAACUACUGCUUUGAUUCCUAUAAUUUGUACUUAUGUGUGCCUUGCUUUUUUUUAACGAUUGAGUAAUCCUAAUAA
Molecule: messenger RNA, 4795 nt
Organism: Paramacrobiotus metropolitanus
Lineage: Eukaryota; Metazoa; Tardigrada; Eutardigrada; Parachela; Macrobiotidae
Product: hepatocyte growth factor receptor-like
Exons: 19
Coding region: 225-4244 (1339 amino acids)
Biological process (GO): multicellular organism development; positive regulation of kinase activity; protein phosphorylation
Cellular component (GO): signaling receptor complex
Molecular function (GO): ATP binding; transmembrane receptor protein tyrosine kinase activity; protein binding
Source: RefSeq, a predicted model, not a curated record